AUUUCACCUGUGUGCUUCAGGUUCUCGAGUAUCAGUGUUGUGCAGAGAAUGCAGGACCAUGGAGAGAGACAAGUCCCUAGCAGUCUGCCGCACAGCGUCAAGGCCAGCCUGUCGCUUUCUCCGACCGGGCCGGGACGGGUGGGUGGCGGCAGCGGGGGCGGGGGCUCCCCGACAUCCAAAAUGGCCCCCGGUGGAGUCGGGGUACCUGUGGAGGACAUGCAAGCCUUGGCCAUUACUUCGCUGUCUGCUGCCGAUGUAGCCAAACAAUUUGAGCAGAUUCGUGAGCUGGGGAAGGGCACGUAUGGUAAAGUGGACCUGGUGGCCCACAGAACCCAAGGCACUAAAAUGGCACUCAAAUUUGUUACCAAAAAUAAAACCAAGCUCAAGAGUUUUCUCCGGGAGUACAGUCUUACAGGCUCGCUUAGCUCCAGCCCGUUCAUCAUCAAAGUUCUGGACGUGCUUUUUGAGACGGAAGACAGCUACGUAUUCGGACAAGAAUACGCUCCCGCCGGGGACCUUUUCGACAUCAUUCCCCCACAGGUGGGUCUUCCAGAAGAAAUGGUCAAACGCUGCAUGCAACAACUCGGUCUGGCUCUGGAUUUCAUGCACAGCAAAAGUUUGGUCCACAGGGACGUCAAGCCGGAAAACGUGCUUCUGUUCGACCGCGAGUGUCGCCGCAUCAAGCUAGCCGACUUUGGCAUGACUCGACGGGUCGGCUGUCGGGUGAAAAGGGUGAGCGGCACCAUCCCCUACACGGCUCCGGAGGUGUGCCGGGCCGGCCGCACCGAGGGCUUCCUGGUGGCUACCAGUCUGGACGUGUGGGCUUUUGGAGUUCUGGUCUUCUGCAUGCUGACGGGUAACUUCCCCUGGGAAGCGGCGCUGCUAAGCGACGCCUUCUACGAGGAGUUCCGACGUUGGCAGAAAGCCGGAUGCCCCGUGGGGACGUAUCCGUCUCAGUGGCGCCGAUUCACCGACGACGCCCUGCGAAUGUUCCAAAGGCUUCUCGCCGCCGAGCCGGAAAAACGUUGCGGGGUCAAGGACGUCUUUUGCUUCGUCAAAUAUGAGCUGGUGAGCGAGCUCAGGCGUAGAGCGUCCUAUCGUGCCAAAAGAGGCGAACGGUCCAGCUCGGGGGUGUGCACUGGCAACUGCACUUCAUCUUCAUCCACUUCUUCCUCCUCCUCACGAGCCUCCCACAGACACCCUGAGCCUUCCACGCCUCCAGGAACCUCCUGCCUUCGCCCAGCACCCCUCAAGCGGAGCGUCCUUUCUGACUCCAGAGAGGAGGCUGGACAGCAACAACCUUCAGGACGAGACAAGAACAAAAGCCAGAUGGUGAUGGCCACUGCCAUUGAAAUCUGCGUGUAACCACAUUCCAAAAUUUGAUUGGGUCAGUCAAGGAACUAAAGCUGACUCCGGGGCAAAGGUGCAAUACUUGUACGACCGGGAUGGAGGAACGAAGAACGGCCGGAUGGUGACGGCUAGCAUUAUUCACGCUGCUGGUGGUGCUAACGAUCGUAGUAAGACACUGACUUCUCCAUGACUUGUCACUACAGCAGGGUUUCUCACACCUUCCGAGUCCACUUCAGCGAUUCUUAAGCAGCAUUUGACUUCAUCAUCGGCUACAUUAGCACACUUAAGAUGGACGUCCAUGUAGCAGUGUGUGUGACACGUUUUUUUUUUUUGUGAGGCGCGUCACCUCAGGACACUCGAGUGGAUCACUUUCCGUCGCAUUAGUCAUCCAUUCCAUUUACAGGAACAUUAUAUGAGCGAAGAGGUGCGAACAAUAACAAAAGGGAGAGAAUAUGUUUUCUAUUUUUUUUUUUCCUUUUCUACUCGUGUUAGCGCUCGGACGUGUUGUACGCGUGAGUUCCCGACACUAAAGCACAAAAUGUUUUUAAAAGGUGAACAAUCUCACUCCAUAUUGUAGAUAUAUUUGAGUACUUCGUGAUAUCAGGUAGUUCAUCUAUGUAGCUGUACUCAUUUUCGAAAAAUCAGGGGAUUCGGUCACUGUCAGGUUAACUAACGCAUUGUAUGUAGCAACUCGAUAGGACGGAAUGUACAGUACAGUUGACUGGCUAGAGAUAAAAAAUGAUUUAUUCUAUUUUAGAAUAGGGCUGUAAGAUAAAAUGUGGAAAAGCGCUGCCAAUACCCUCUGAUUUGAAAUGACCCUCUCGCCCCCUCCCAAGCGGAUCCCAGGUCAUCUAUUGUUGUUCCAUGAGCUGAUGACCCGCUCAUGUUUGGUGUUGUUUUUAUCACCCCCUUCUAUGUUUUCGCGCUGACAGCCCAUCAGCACUGUUGCCAUAGCGACAGUGCCUCACCGCCGCUGUCGUCGAGGCUUCUGUCCUUCUGGAGUCUAAUUGAGCCCAAAUUAAACAACUUCGCAGACAAGCGCAGACGUUUCGGAACAAUUGCUCGGUUUAAUUCGGCGGAGCGGCUUGGUAGAGAUAAAGAUAAAACAGUCCAAUUUCAACAUUUAUUACAAAAAUCCGAUAACGACCGAGCACAUGGAAUAAAUCUAAUAAUAAAUGUAAAUUGUAAAGAGACUUCUUUUUUUGUCCGUCAGUGUAAAAACGGCACUAAUGCUAACUAAUAAUCCCAAAUUGUAAAAGUUUCACACCGUUUUACCUCAGAUAGAUGAGUCAUCCCCACCUCCUCUCGAUUAGACGAUCCACCUAGGGAAAAAAUAAAUAAAAAAAUCAGUCCGUGCCCCUCAAUAGCGGCAAUAACCUUUUCUAUUGCCACGUUAAUUUCCCCCAAGCACUAAAUUUCACUUGGGUGCACUACAUAUGGAUUUGGUCAGAGGGCGUAAAAAUAGCGCCAGACAUAGACACCACCUAGACUACUGUCUGCAGUGGAGGAAUUAGUCAUUCCCAUUUGAGGAUAAAAAUCUAAUUGUUGCUGCUUAUGGACUGUUAAAACAGAGGUCAAAGGUCGUCAAAUCCAAUUGAGAAGACUCAUGACCGCCAAUUACCAUUGAAACCAAAAGGUUAAUUGUAUCUACUGCCACCUAGCGAAAGUGCAUUUAAUUCCUGCUGAACAAGAUUCUUUAUGGCAUAAAAAAUCAAUUUCAGACCACUUCUGUAAAAUUAGAUCAUUUUCCACAGCCUGCCCGAUCAUCUGCAUUGCAAUAAGCAAAACCAAAUUUUUGGGAGGGGCCACCGAAAGUCGUUAUAUAAUCUUGUAAAUAUUCUGUGUCUUGACUAAAAAUAAUGAUGUUAAUAUAUGUUGAAAUAAAAUAAAAUGAUGCGCCACUGGU
Messenger RNA from Syngnathus acus (greater pipefish), 3256 nucleotides. It is a transcript of the gene sbk1, whose product is annotated as serine/threonine-protein kinase SBK1. The record is from RefSeq and is a predicted model, not a curated record. The coding region runs from base 49 to 1365 and encodes 438 amino acids. Gene Ontology annotation, molecular function: ATP binding; protein serine/threonine kinase activity. Gene Ontology annotation, biological process: peptidyl-serine phosphorylation; peptidyl-threonine phosphorylation. The transcript is spliced from 4 exons. Lineage: Eukaryota; Metazoa; Chordata; Actinopteri; Syngnathiformes; Syngnathidae.